CUUCCUGCCCAAUGGGAGCCGGUGUCCCGGAGCGAAUGGGCGGGGAGGAAAGAACGACUUCAUUACGCUGCGAGAAAGGGGCGGGGCCUGUAACGUCGUACUGUACGAGGGGACGCAACGGAGGCAGGCCGGAGCCGCUGCCGUCGCCAUGACCCGCGGUAACCAGCGCGAGCUCGCCCGCCAGAAGAAUAUGAAAAAGCAGAGCGACUCGGUUAAGGGAAAGCGCCGAGAUGACGGGCUUUCUGCUGCCGCCCGCAAGCAGAGUGCCCCAUCAUCUCUACCCCCAGGGACUCGGAGAUCAUGCAGCAGAAGCAGAAAAAGGCAAACGAGAAGAAGGAGGAACCCAAGUAGCUUUGUGGCUUCGUGUCCAACCCUCUUGCCCUUCGCCUGUGUGCCUGGAGCCAGUCCCACCACGCUCGCGUUUCCUCCUGUAGUGCUCACAGGUCCCAGCACCGAUGGCAUUCCCUUUGCCCUGAGUCUGCAGCGGGUCCCUUUUGUGCUUCCUUCCCUUCAGGUAGCCCCUCUCCCCCUGGGCCACUCCUGGGGAUGAGAGGGUUACCCCUUCCCAGUGUUUUUUAUUCCUGUGGGGCUCACCCCAAAGUAUUAAAAUUAGCUUUGUAAUUCCUUGA
Rhinolophus ferrumequinum (greater horseshoe bat) is the source of this 629-nucleotide messenger RNA. It is a transcript of the gene SERF2, whose product is annotated as small EDRK-rich factor 2. The record is from RefSeq and is a predicted model, not a curated record. Bases 149 to 550 code for a protein of 133 amino acids. The transcript has 3 exons. NCBI's taxonomy places the organism in Eukaryota, Metazoa, Chordata, Mammalia, Chiroptera, Rhinolophidae.